Messenger RNA from Selaginella moellendorffii, 489 nucleotides. Its product is annotated as 26 kDa secreted antigen. NCBI's taxonomy places the organism in Eukaryota, Viridiplantae, Streptophyta, Lycopodiopsida, Selaginellales, Selaginellaceae. The transcript is spliced from 2 exons. Bases 1 to 489 code for a protein of 162 amino acids. The record is from RefSeq and is a predicted model, not a curated record.
AUGCCGCCACGUGGCGUGUUUGAAAACGCAGCUAAGUUAGCGUCUACUCCACCACGAUCUCCAUCGCCAGGAUCUCUAGCAGUGGAGAAAUCGAUUUCUAUAGCUGUUUCUUACACAGGAAAGGAUACCUUCGCCGAUGGAACCCUUUUGACGUGCCCGCAAACCGCGAUUCCUCCCAACGUUAUGGUCCCAGGAGAUGUUGAUCCUGCACAGCUUUACUCCAUCGUGAUGAUAGAUGCUUCGCGGUCGAUGUUUACAUUGGCAGAUCAAUUCACGUACGUCCACUAUUGGAUCGCCAACAUCCCUGGAUCAAAGGUUGACGCUGGCACAAUUUUGGAGGAGUAUAUGAGGCCUGCACCCCACGACUUCGUGCAGCACAAGUACGAGUACUGUAUAAGCAGCAAGGGCAGAUCAAUACGCCUCUCGCGGAUAGAUUCGUCAAGGACUGGGAAGCGGUCGCAAGCGCUUACAACCUUGGCAGCCCAGUAG